GAAGGACUUGGCCACUUUGCUGGUGGCUGACCCGUCCCGCCACCAACGCCUCCUCUGCCUCCGGCCGACUCCAGGCCACGAGUGGCGGUCGAGCCGAAACGCCCGCGCUGAGACCGCCGAUGCGUCGACGCGGCGCGAACCACCUGCCACAGCCGUACCACAGGGAAGGAGAUGAAGAGAGAGAGAGAGAGAGGGAGAGGGAAGAGAGAGAGAGAGAGAGAGAGAGCGCGGAGACAUUUUGCGAGCUGUCCAAGUCUGCGAAAAAAACUCUCUGCCUCCUGCGAAACGCAGAGGAGGAGGUCGUGAAACGCUGACCUCGUACAUCGAGGCCCCUCGCCCGUCAGCGGCCAAUUGUGCGCCCUGGCUCGACCCCUUUGCCUGGCCAAGAGAGGUCAACACCUCUUGGUGGGUGUUUCGCGAGGGGGCGCCAUCCACCGCGGCUCCGACACUGCAUGCAACUGUAACAGCGUGGGCCAAGCGAUGCACAUGCACCAACAUUGUAUGAACGUGCUGUGCUGCACUGCUUGUGUGAGCAACUCAAAGACAGCACGGAUGAGGAGCCACCGCGAAGUGACUGCCCCCACGGCAGCCGCUCGGGCGAGCUCAGAGCAGGCUCGCGCAGCUUCGAGCACGCUUGCUGCAAAACGAACUAAACAAAAAAAGUGCGGCACGGCGCCGCAAGCAACGAAUCUCUCGGCACAAUAUCGGCAAGUUUGCAUGCAGUACGCAUCGCUGCAAUCCUGUAACUUUGAGACUGUGCGGCAUGCAGAGAAACGCUUCUAAAGCAGAACGACCCUGGCCUCGCAAGGACAACUUCCACCACUGGGAGAAUUCUUGUCUGGCCUUCGUCUGGCGGGAGAAGCCCCAGGUGCUGCACGUGCCAGUCUGGUGUUGGGUGGGGG
Prorocentrum cordatum is the source of this 902-nucleotide messenger RNA. NCBI's taxonomy places the organism in Eukaryota, Dinophyceae, Prorocentrales, Prorocentraceae. The record is from the annotation of a GenBank genome assembly.